CUCCUGCUUCAUCCAGCUCAGAGAGCCAGGGGCGAGGAUGAGCUUGGAGGCUGGGAAGAAGCGGGGCCGCCCCACGGCCUCCGGGGACAAGAAAGCCAAGCGGAAGCUGAAGAGGAAGGAGACCUACUCGGUUUACAUCUACAAGGUGCUGAAGCAGGUGCACCCAGACACGGGGAUCUCCUCGAAGGCCAUGAGCAUCAUGAACUCCUUCGUGAACGACGUGUUCGAGCGCAUUGCCAGCGAGGCGGCGCGCCUGGCGCAGUACAACAAGCGCACCACCAUCACCAGCCGUGAGGUGCAGACGGCCGUGCGCCUGCUGCUGCCCGGCGAGCUGGCCAAGCACGCCGUCUCCGAGGGCACCAAGGCCGUCACUAAGUACACCAGCAGCAAGUGACCACUGCACCCCAAUAAAAGGCACCGCUGCCCCCGUACCGC
Molecule: messenger RNA, 435 nt
Organism: Gavialis gangeticus (Gharial)
Lineage: Eukaryota; Metazoa; Chordata; Crocodylia; Gavialidae
Product: late histone H2B.L4-like
Exons: 2
Coding region: 38-394 (118 amino acids)
Cellular component (GO): nucleosome
Molecular function (GO): structural constituent of chromatin; DNA binding; protein heterodimerization activity
Source: RefSeq, a predicted model, not a curated record